AUGGCACGGGACAUGUCAGAUAAGGAUCUCCUCAAGAUGGAGCUGGACCAGCUAAAGAAGGAGGUGAAGACUGAGCGACAGAAGGUCUCAGUUACAGCCCAAGAGCUAAUGGAAUGGGUUGACAGUCAGUCUGGUGAUGACCCCCUGAUCAAAGGUGUCUCAGAGGAGGCAAACCCCUACAAGCCUGAGAAGGGAGGCUGCAUAAUAACUUAG
Conger conger (European conger) is the source of this 213-nucleotide messenger RNA. It is a transcript of the gene gngt2b, whose product is annotated as guanine nucleotide binding protein (G protein), gamma transducing activity polypeptide 2b. Bases 1 to 213 code for a protein of 70 amino acids. Lineage: Eukaryota; Metazoa; Chordata; Actinopteri; Anguilliformes; Congridae. Gene Ontology annotation, biological process: G protein-coupled receptor signaling pathway. The transcript is spliced from 2 exons. Gene Ontology annotation, cellular component: heterotrimeric G-protein complex. The record is from RefSeq and is a predicted model, not a curated record. Gene Ontology annotation, molecular function: G-protein beta-subunit binding.